CGUGGGUAACAGAGUACCCCCAUAUAUGACCGAUUUUUGUAUGUUGAUAACGCCAAUCAUUGUGUGUACCAUAUUUGGGCUGCACUGCCUACUAGUAACGUGUAACUGUGGGCGCCAACAACCGCUAGGGCGUUGUGACCCGUCGCGCCGUGUGUGGCGUUCUCACCCUGCGGCAAGCACUUUGGGCGGACUGGCAGCCAUCAUUGCAUGCCUAGUCUACGUUACUCUAAACCGCAAGGUCUCCUGUCCUUGAGCAUCAACACAGUUAGAAUCGUUCGCUUCGUCUUCAGUAACUUUGGAGGGAGUUUAUAGGACAGAAGUGAUAGCCGAGAAAAUGGCGCGUUUGAACAGUGUUGAUUGUUUCUUAAAAUGACGUAUAAAAUUACAAGGUUUUUCAACAAUCAAAAAGUGUGACUUCAGUGAGGUUUAAGGGAAAAAGAGAAUUGUUUGUGAUUUUAUCGAGUGACGGCAAAUAAUACAAACCCCGUGGAGUGUUUUGUUAGUUUACCCCGAACGACAGAAAGUACCGUUGUUGUAAGACUUGUCUGUCAACAGAACAUUUGGUCUUGCGGAAUGUAUCCGAACAGACAUCCGGGGGAAGGGAAAAUGCCCUACCAUUGCAAUGCUUUGCACUCUGUCCUUGGGAUCCUGGAAGCCAGUGAGGGCCCUGCUCCCCAACCGGGACAGCCGUUCAAGUUUACUGUUGGUGACACUUGUGACCGUAUCAAGGAAGAGUUCAAUUUUCUUCAGGCCCAGUAUCACAGUUUGAAGUUAGAACUGGAGAAGUUAGCCAGCGAAAAAACGGAGAUGCAAAGACAUUAUGUCAUGUAUUACGAAAUGUCCUACGGGUUGAAUGUGGAAAUGCACAAACAAACUGAAAUUGCUAAGAGACUCAACGCAAUCAUCGCUCAGAUACUGCCUUUCCUGUCUCAAGAGCAUCAACAACAAGUUGCAGCAGCAGUCGAGCGAGCCAAGCAAGUUACCAUGACUGAGCUGAACGCGAUAAUAGGG
Messenger RNA from Limulus polyphemus (Atlantic horseshoe crab), 1011 nucleotides. Its product is annotated as amino-terminal enhancer of split-like. The transcript has 7 exons. Gene Ontology annotation, biological process: regulation of DNA-templated transcription; negative regulation of canonical Wnt signaling pathway. Gene Ontology annotation, cellular component: nucleus; transcription regulator complex. The record is from RefSeq and is a predicted model, not a curated record. Gene Ontology annotation, molecular function: protein binding; transcription corepressor activity. Lineage: Eukaryota; Metazoa; Arthropoda; Merostomata; Xiphosura; Limulidae. The annotation marks the transcript as partial.